This is a messenger RNA of Nicotiana tabacum (common tobacco), 2006 nucleotides long. The record is from RefSeq and is a predicted model, not a curated record. NCBI's taxonomy places the organism in Eukaryota, Viridiplantae, Streptophyta, Magnoliopsida, Solanales, Solanaceae.
CCUAUUUCCCCAAUUUCCUUCCUCUCUCUCUCUCUCUCUCUCUCUCUCUCUCUCGAUAUCUUCCACUUCAUCUCAGCGGCUGACAGAGGUCGGGCGAACGAAUAUUUCAGAUGGAGCUUGCACAUCGUAGAUGGAUGUAUAAUCGAAUUUAUCCUAAUCGUAGUGGGUUGAGGGAGGAAUUUAUAGAAGGGGUUGCUGAAUUCAUGGCUAAAACAAAAGCACUUCAUAAAUUUCUCAGUGAAGGGGUGAUUAGGUGUCCUUGUAUGAAAUGCAAGUGCGAAAAGUUAUUACAACCAGAUGUUGUUAAAGUUCAUCUUUAUAAAAAAGGAUUUAUGGAAGGAACAUCCCGUACAAACAUGGAGGAAGAUCCCGCCGAUGAACGUGAAACAAGCGAGGAAGAAUCAUUUGAUGAAAAUGAAACAAGCGAUGAGGAAGAAUUACUUGAUGAAAAUGAAACAAGCGAUGAGGAAGAAUUGCUUGAUGAAAAUGAAACAAAAUAAUGAAUAUCAAUCAAGCGAAGAGGAUUGGCAUAUGGCGCCGGGUAAAAAAAAGAAGAUAAGACACGAUACCCAGCUUCCUCAGUACACUUCAGGAAAAGGAAAAAGUGAGACUUGUGACUUAUGUUGAGGUCUUUGAGGACAAACAUAUGAAAAAGAAAAAGGAUGGGACAAGAGAAUGGGUCGAGCCGCGUGCUGCGAGGACAUAUGAAGCCUAUCAGCAACGUUUUGAGGAAUGGCUUCAAAGUCAACCCGAUUCCGAGGAUGGUAGCUCAACCCAAGUGUCUCUCAAUGAUAUAGCUUCAAUAUGGACGGAGGAAGCCUAUCAGCAACGUUUUGAGGAAUGGCUUCAAAGUCAACCCGAUUCCGAGGAUGGUAGCUCAACCCAAGUGUCUCUCAAUGAUAUAGCUUCAAUAUGGACGGAGGAAGCCUAUCAGCAACGUUUUGAGGAAUGGCUUCAAAGUCAACCCGAUUCCGAGGAUGGUAGCUCAACCCAAGUGUCUCUCAAUGAUAUAGCUUCAAUAUGGACGGAGGAAGCCUAUCAGCAACGUUUUGAGGAAUGGCUUCAAAGUCAACCCGAUUCCGAGGAUGGUAGCUCAACCCAAGUGUCUCUCAAUGAUAUAGCUUCAAUAUGGACGGAGGAAGCCUAUCAGCAACGUUUUGAGGAAUGGCUUCAAAGUCAACCCGAUUCCGAGGAUGGUAGCUCAACCCAAGUGUCUCUCAAUGAUAUAGCUUCAAUAUGGACGGAGGAAGCCUAUCAGCAACGUUUUGAGGAAUGGCUUCAAAGUCAACCCGAUUCCGAGGAUGGUAGCUCAACCCAAGUGUCUCUCAAUGAUAUAGCUUCAAUAUGGACGGAGGAAGCCUAUCAGCAACGUUUUGAGGAAUGGCUUCAAAGUCAACCCGAUUCCGAGGAUGGUAGCUCAACCCAAGUGUCUCUCAAUGAUAUAGCUUCAAUAUGGACGGAGGAAGCCUAUCAGCAACGUUUUGAGGAAUGGCUUCAAAGUCAACCCGAUUCCGAGGAUGGUAGCUCAACCCAAGUGUCUCUCAAUGAUAUAGCUUCAAUAUGGACGCAGGUAGUUAGUGGCGCAAAGAAAGGUAGAACCUACGGUCUUAGAUCACAAUAUUCCGUUUGUCAUUCUACGACAUUGUUGUCCGGUGAUGCGAGUUAUUCGCAAGAUCAAGAAAAGGUGGAAGCAUUACGAAAAGAAGUUGAAGAGUUGAAGGAGGAACGGAAAGAAGAUCGCGCAAAUUAAACAAAUUGCAGAGUCUAGUGAAGAAAUUUAUUAGCGGACGUCCAUUUGAUCCUUUGAAUGGCGAGGAUGGCGGGGAUAAUGAGUUUUAGUUUGUUAUGGUUAUGAUGUUUGAGACAUUAUUAUUUGUUGUAGUUGGAUGUUUAGACUUGGUAAUAUUUACACUUGACUAUGAUUGUAAUGUUUUAGACUAGAUUGAAUGGUGCUAGAAUGUUUAACUCUUUUUGGAUGUUUUAGUUACAAGUAUUUAUGUUUUGCA